UCCUCAAUAAAUUAAAGAAGUGAUAUAUGCAUAUAUCUUACUGUCCCUUCAAGCUUGCAAAUAAGUAGCUCAUCACCUUCUAGCUAUCUCAAAGAAGGUUUCUUCUUUUUACUUAUAGAAGCAUCUCUUGCUCUCUUCUUCUUCUUCUUCUUCUACAUCUUCUUUGGUUGCACUCUCGCCACCCAUUGUUCUUUCAUUUAUAGUUCAUUCGGGCAUCCAAAAAAUAGAGGGGAAAUAUGUGUAUGAAGUUCAACAUUUUUAGCUCAUGCAAACACCAAGCUAAUAAGAAAGUCGAUGGAGUCGUCAUUCCGAUCGCUUCGACGAGCUUCAACCUCCGCGAGGAGUAUGCAAGUGCGUUCCGCACCGAGUCCUAUAACGAGUUCUGGGCCCGCGUGCUGGAUCUCACCUUAGACCACGGUGCCGCUCUUAAACCGAGUCAUGAGAGCAGCAGCAGCAGCAGCAGCAGCAGCAGCACUGCGGCCGCCCGCCUCCCUUCCUACCGCCUCUUCGCGGAGCACUUGCUCGACCCUGACCAAGCUACAAUCACUGAAAUUCUCGCCGAUGCGCGAAAGCAUUGUCACCCGGAAGUCCACUUCCUCCUCUCCGAAUACUACUCCGAAACUGCGAACGCCUCCCUCCUCUUCAGCCUCAUCUUGAAGGACAUUGAACGGAUACGCGCCCGAUACCGCCCGUUCAAGGCCGUGCUCCGAUCGCUCGUCUCCGAUAACCCCCCGCCGCAGCAUAGCAUCCAAGCCAUUGAUAAAUACCUUGCCGAGGUUUCAAAGACGUUCAAUCCAUUUCAUUUUCUAGCUUCGUCUCAACGACAAUUCCGCAUGGUGCAAGGCGGCUCCGCCGAUCUGCUCAAGCAGCUCGAGGCAAGCCGCAAGAAGGCGAAAGCCAAGCUGCGGCUCGUCAACUGGCUAAAGCGAGCAUUCGGUUUCUCUUUAAUCAUUAUCACAGCCUCGACGGCAGUGAUCGGCGCAUUGAUCGUGGUGCAUGCGUUGAUGGCUUUAGUAGCUCUACCCGCGCUUCUUCCGGUCACAAUGUCUUCGCGGGUGGGCCGUGCGGUAGCCCAGCUCGACGUGGCAGCAAAGGGGACGUACAUACUGAACAGGGAUUUGGAUACCGUCAGCCGACUCGUGGCGCGGCUACAGGAUGAGGUGGAGCACGUGGCGACGCUGCUGAGAAUGUGCGAGGAGGAGCGGCGGCGCGUCAGGCGGGGAAGGCUGGUGCAGGAGGUGGUGCGGGAGGUACAGAGAAAAGAUGUGAGCUUCAGGAAGCAGCUGGAUGAGCUGGAGGAGCACCUUUACCUCUGCUUCAUGACCAUUAAUAGGGCUAGAAGGAUGGUGAUGACAGAGGUUUUGUGUGUAAAAUAGAUACAUGUGCAUGUGUAAAUAUAGGGUUUCAAGUGCAUUGGUUAUACAUGAAUAUAUAUUAGUGAUUAUCAUGCAGGAUUGUAUAGAAACUUCUAAUUAAAACAUAUAAUAAUUGUUGGAAGCCCUAGCUGCUUCCAUACUG
Molecule: messenger RNA, 1518 nt
Organism: Ananas comosus (pineapple)
Lineage: Eukaryota; Viridiplantae; Streptophyta; Magnoliopsida; Poales; Bromeliaceae
Product: UPF0496 protein 3-like
Exons: 2
Coding region: 237-1376 (379 amino acids)
Source: RefSeq, a predicted model, not a curated record